Messenger RNA from Lutra lutra (Eurasian river otter), 3253 nucleotides. RefSeq names its product podocan (gene PODN). The transcript has 11 exons. Bases 424 to 2280 code for a protein of 618 amino acids. Gene Ontology annotation, molecular function: protein binding. The record is from RefSeq and is a predicted model, not a curated record. Lineage: Eukaryota; Metazoa; Chordata; Mammalia; Carnivora; Mustelidae.
GGGAACUAGGAAGCGUUGCGGGUUGGACACCCCGCCUUCCCAGCCUCUUGGUGGGGGUGGGAGGGCGUGGUACGGUGGCCCCGCCGGGGCGGAGAGGGGGAGAGGGGUCGGUGCGGGGGCUCUGCCUCCCGGGGAAGGGGGGCCCGGCCAAGUCCACGCGGGUAGGGAGCAGGCCCUCUCCCCUCCCCGCGCCUGCAGGGACCCUACGCCUGUGUGCGGAGGAGGCCGGCGUCCAGCAGAUGCACGCGGUGUAGGGGGGGGGGCGGGGGAGAGGCGGGGAGGAGAAAACCCACAACAAAACUUGCGUCGCCGAGCUCACGGCUCGACUUGAAUGGAAGGAGCCCGCGCCCGCGGAGCGCAGAGACUCGGGACAGCGCGGACCGCCGGCUGGGCGCGGCGCGGCCCGGGGGCGCAGCAGGUACCAUGGCCCAGAGCAGGACACUGCUGCUUCUCUUGCUGCUGCCACUGCAGCUGCAGCUGGGACCGGUGGGUACAGCGAGGUCUCCAGGGUUUGGCCGAAGUGGUACCCACAGCCUGAGCCCUGACGAGAAUGAAUUUGUGGAGGAGGGGCCAGUGCUGGUGCUGAGCCCCGAGGAGCCAGGGCGUGGCCCUGUUACCAUCAACUGCCCCCGAGACUGUGCCUGCUCCCAGGAAGGUGUUGUGGACUGCGGUGGCAUCGACCUGCGAGAGUUCCCGGGGGACCUGCCUGAGCACACCAACCACCUGUCCCUGCAGAACAACCAGCUGGAGAAAAUCUACCCCCGGGAGCUCUCCAGGUUGCAUCGGCUGGAAACUCUGAACCUCCAGAACAAUCGCCUGACUUCCCGAGGGCUCCCGGAGGAGGCGUUUGAGCAUCUGACCAAUCUCAAUUACCUGUACUUGGCCAAUAACAAGCUGACCUUGGCACCCCGAUUCCUGCCAAACACCCUGAUCAGUGUGGACUUUGCUGCCAACUAUCUCACCAAGAUCUACGGGCUCACCUUCGGCCAGAAGCCAAACUUGAGGUCCGUGUACCUGCACAACAACAAGCUGGCGGAUGCCGGGCUGCCAGACAACAUGUUCAACGGCUCCAGCAACGUGGAGAUCCUCAUUCUGUCCAGCAACUUCCUGCGCCACGUGCCCAAGCACCUGCCGCCCGCCCUCUAUAAACUGCACCUCAAGAACAACAAGCUGGAGAAGAUCCCACCAGGAGCCUUCAGUGAGCUGAGCAACCUGCGUGAGCUCUACCUACAGAACAACUACCUGACCGACGAGGGCCUGGACAACGAGACCUUCUGGAAGCUCUCCAGCCUGGAGUACUUGGAUCUGUCCAGCAACAACCUGUCACGGGUCCCCGCCGGCCUGCCGCGCAGCCUGGUGCUCCUGCACCUGGAGAAGAACGCCAUCCGGAGCGUGGACGCCGACGUGCUGACGCCCAUCCGCAGCCUGGAGUACCUGCUGCUGCACAGCAACCAGCUGCACGCGCACGGCAUCCACCCGCGUGCCUUCCAGGGCCUCAAGAGGCUGCACACGGUGCACCUGUACAACAACGCGCUGGAGCGCGUGCCCGGCGGCCUGCCCCGGCGCGUGCGCACGCUCAUGAUCCUGCACAACCAGAUCACCGGUAUCGGCCGCGACGACUUCGCCACCACCUACUUCCUGGAGGAGCUCAACCUCAGCUACAACCGCAUCACCAGCCCGCACGUGCACCGCGAUGCCUUCCGCAAGCUGCGCCUGCUGCGCUCGCUGGACCUGUCGGGUAACCGGCUGCACACCUUACCCCCGGGGCUGCCGCGCAAUGUGCACGUGCUGAAGGUCAAGCGCAAUGAGCUGGCCGCCCUGGCACGCGGGGCGCUGGCCGGCAUGGCCCAGCUGCGUGAGCUCUACCUCACCGGCAACCGCCUGCGCAGCCGGGCCCUGGGCCCCCGGGCCUGGGCCGACCUGUCCCAUCUGCAGCUGCUGGAUAUCGCUGGGAAUCAACUCACAGAGAUCCCGGAGGGGCUCCCCGAGUCACUCGAGUACCUGUACCUGCAGAACAACAAGAUCAGCUCCGUGCCUGCCGGUGCCUUCGAAUCCACACCAAACCUCAAAGGGGUCUUUCUCAGGUUUAACAAGCUGGCUGUGGGCUCCGUGGUGGAAAGUGCCUUCCGGAGGCUGAAGCACCUGCAGGUCUUGGACAUAGAAGGCAACUUUGAGUUUGGUGACGUUUCCAAGGACCGGGGCCAGCUGAAGGAGGAAGAGGAUGAGGAAGACGAGGAGGACGAGGAUGAGGAGGAUGAGGAGGAUGAGGAGAGGCGAUAGUGACAGGGUGAACUGGAUGUGACACAGGACAACGGACCCCUGGACCCUUUUCUGCAGCACGUACCUGUGCCCUGUGAGCCCUGGUGUGCCAUGUUCACAGACACCCCCAGUGCCACCCCUACCAGCCCUGCCGCCCACCGCCACCACCACGCAGGCUGAGCACACAGUCUCCAGCCCCACCUGCUCCUGCAACGCCCUCAGCCACCCAUGUGCAGGUACCAUGACGCGUCUACACACUGUUGGCUUCACGGAGCCCACCGAACAGUUCCAUGCCCUGCCCAGGCCCUCCAGUGCGGUCAUGUCCCUGGACUCACGCAGACUUAGGGAAGGGUCUGACCCUGCCCUGGCACCCACGGAUGCCUGCUCCCUUCACCAUGGACCCACAUGUAUACCCAGCCACUGCCCCCCCGCCCACAAGUCACAUGUGAACAGUCCUCUGUGGCUUUGGCCACCAACAUAUCUUGCCCCAGCCAGAACCAGCCAGAACAGCUUGCCAUUUGCUCAGCCAUCUGUCCAUCCAAAGACAGAGUUAUCUUGGUGCUCUCUGUGGCCAGGGACCACCCCCGCUCUGGAACUCACAGAAGCUGACUUUUGUUCCUCUUCCUGCCUUUGGGACUGCUGCCCUGGCCUGCUUGCCCUGGUCCCCAACUGCUGGGGCGGUUACUCCCUGCCAUGCCCUGGCCGGCCACAGAUGCGUCUUUGACGGAGAUCCCACUGAGGCCAGAGGGAGUCUCCUGGGGCAGCUGGGGCCCUGGGCAAGAGUGAGGUGGAGGGGCAGGGCCAAGCAAGGAGGAAGGGCCCAGCUGCCCUGAUGACAUACCUUUUUUUAUUCUUUGGGCCUGUGGGGAGUUCUGGGUGCCUUUGGACUUGGAAUUCUUUUUAAGAAAAAAAAAUGAUAAAAAAAAACCUCAAAGCUGAUUUUUCUUGUUACAGAAAAACUAAUAUAAAAGCAUUACCCCUUUCUGGCAGCCCA